Molecule: messenger RNA, 315 nt
Organism: Aphanomyces astaci
Lineage: Eukaryota; Oomycota; Saprolegniomycetes; Saprolegniales; Verrucalvaceae
Exons: 1
Coding region: 70-315 (81 amino acids)
Source: RefSeq, a predicted model, not a curated record
AGUGACUCGCCCGUUGUACGAAAUGGCACAUGUCACAGCUGUAGUUUCCAAGUAACCAAGGAAGACGACAUGUCGGCGGCAUCGGAAAAGCUGCGCUAUCCAAAUCAAAGCUUGGGAAAGGACACAGAGGAGGGAUCCCAGAAGGGGGUGGCGGUUCCACGAACGAUCCCCUCAGCGGUGCUUCAAAGCCAAGUCGCCAAUUUAAAAGCCAAGUACGGGGCCGCUGCGAACGAGGACGAUGACGAGAACCCAAACGAAGAGAACCAAGACCCAGAGAAUUCUUUUCGAACGACGCGCGGCCACGGAGUAAAUUAG